Messenger RNA from Darwinula stevensoni, 981 nucleotides. The record is from the annotation of a GenBank genome assembly. NCBI's taxonomy places the organism in Eukaryota, Metazoa, Arthropoda, Ostracoda, Podocopida, Darwinulidae.
AUGCAUGUUUCCAGCGAUUUCACGCUGCUUGAGAACGAGGCCGUGGAAGAGUUCCCGCCGGGCGUGUUUGGCAAUGUUUCCUUGGAAAGGAUAAUCCUAUUGCACACACAAGUGGGAUCCAUUCAUCGCUCGGCCCUCCGUUCCUCGAAAGAACAGCUUCGCCGGCCGGAGAUCCUGGCAGGCGAACUGAGGGAAUUUCCAUGGGACUUCCUGCCCGAUAUGCCCGGCCUCGUCCAUCUCGAACUUGGAGAGAAUUUCUUGCUCGAUUUGCCGCCCGUGGAAAGCCCCAGUCUGGAGAGGCUCUCCCUCGGGGGCAAUAAGAUAGCAAGGCUCACGGUUGGGUGGUCGACGCCGAACCUGACGGCUCUCGUAGUGGGUGAGUGCCAUCGUCUUGGACUCAAUGAGUUCGUGGAUAUAUUGCGGUCAUCAGCCGGUUUCCACAGACGUAGAGUGAAGGAAUUAGUUCGCCCAAACUUCACUAAGGAGUCCUUCGUACUCAUGUUGGAGAACCUCGCAGCGGGGGAAGGGUACAUCGACCUGUACGGUCUGUGGGGCGCGAAUGUGUCGCAGAACCGAAGUUUCGUUCACUAUCUGGGAAGAAAAAUGGUGUUCGAGAGCAAAACCAGCGACGAGGAGGGAUUUGGAUCAGGAUCUGCUCCUGCUCUUUUGGGACGAAGCCCGGGAACACUUCUUGGUGCGCGCCAGCUUCACCUGCGACGAAUUCGUCGGAGGGGAGACGAGGCCUUUUCCGACUCGUCGGGACGGGGGCAUCUGGCUCGGUUCGGGCACCAGAUACGCUCCGCUCGUGAAGGAGUGCCCGCUCAGAUGCAGGCCGAAGGAUCACCCCGAUUGGGAUCACAGACCACGAUUCCCUCGUCGGCUGAAGGAGUCCGCUUCACCACUGACUCCGAGCCUCGCGUGGACACCCGAUACCCCCCAUCGUCCUGGAGCAUGCUGCCUCCUCAUGGCACUCGUCCCUGA